This is a messenger RNA of Brachypodium distachyon (stiff brome), 1773 nucleotides long. RefSeq lists its product as uncharacterized. The record is from RefSeq and is a predicted model, not a curated record. The transcript has 4 exons. Lineage: Eukaryota; Viridiplantae; Streptophyta; Magnoliopsida; Poales; Poaceae. Bases 62 to 1642 code for a protein of 526 amino acids.
CAGCUUAAUUAGCUAUAGCUUGCUUGCUCGAACCACCUCCAAGAAAGCAGCAUAGGAAGCGAUGGAGCAAAUGGAAGCGGCGGCGGCGGCUGACACCGGCAGCGUCCGGAUCGUGUCCCGGCGCAUGGUCCGGCCGUCGUCGUCGAAAGGUGACUCUCCAUCGCCGCCGCCGGAGGAUAUCCACCUCACGCCGUGGGACCUCCGGCUCCUCACCAUAGACUACAUCCAGUUCGGGAUCCUCCUGCCCAAGCCUCCCACCGGCGGCGACCGCCUGGUCGACGGCCUCGCAUCCUCCCUCGCCCGUGCGUUGGAAAGGUACUACCACUUUGCCGGCCGGCUCGCCACCAAUGAGCACGGAGAAGAUGCGACCGUCACCAUCUCGCUGCGCUGCACCAAUGAAGGUGCCGAGCUCGUCCAUGCGUCAGCGCCUGGUGUGGCCGUUACAGACAUCAUCGGUUCAGUGUACAUCCCAUCGUCCGUGGUGUGGGCGUUCUUCCCGCUGAACGGGGUGCUUGGCGUGGACGCUGCCAUCAAGCCGCUCCCCGUGCUAGCGGUGCAGGUCACCGAGCUCGCCGACGGCGUCUUUGUCGGCAUGUCCCUCAAUCACGGCGUCGCCGACGGGACGGUCUUCUGGGAGUUCUUCAACACGUGGUCAGAGAUCAGCCGAGGCGACAAUAAGGACAUGAUCUCUAGGCCGGCACCAGUGCACCAGAGGUGGUUCGUCGGCACCAACCCCGUACCGAUCCCCUUGCCAUUGAGCAAGCUGCAGCAUGCCAUUCAGCGGUUUGAGCUCCCGCUGGUGCAAGAGGCAUUCUUCACCUUCUCUGCUGCGAGCAUCAAGAAGCUCAAGGCGAGGGCGAACGAGGAGAUGGCCGGCGGUGCUGCGGCUACCAUCUCCUCGCUCCAGGCCCUGCUCGCGCACCUUUGGCGGGCGGUGUGCCGAGCCCGGCGUCUCCUGCCGGAGCAGGAGACGUCGUACACAUUGAUAUUCGGAUGCCGAGGGCGUGUGGACGGCAUACUGCCGGGCUACGUGGGCAAUGCCGUGCUGCCCCGGAAGACAAGGUGCGUAGCCGGGGAUAUCCUGGACAAGGGUCUGGGCUGGACGGCAUGGCAGCUGAAUCGCGCCGUGGAUUUGUUCGACGAGGCCUCCGUAAGGGAGUUCCUCGAUCGAUGGCCUCGGGAGCCGACGUUUGCGUUCGUCGGAAACGUGUCGGCCGGCGGCACUGGGCUGACAACAGGAGGCUCGCCACGGUUUGACAUGUUUGGGAACGACUUCGGGUGGGGGAAGCCUGUGGCCGUGCGAAGCGGCGGCGGUUUCAAGACCGACGGAAACGCAGAUGUCUUUGAGGGGCCGGAGAAGGGAGGGAGCAUGUCGCUGGAGUUGUGCUUGGUGCCGGACGUGCUGGGGAGGCUCGUCGCCGAUGACGAGUUCAUGGAUGCCGUGAGCGUGCCAAGACAACUAAACCAAGUAAUCAACACACCGAAGUUAAUGUGGACUGGGAUGAGCCUGAUGAAUGGACGUGAUCUUCUUCCAUGGAAGUUAACAGAAUGUGUACUGACGCGGCAGCGGCUGGAACCCAGGCGCCGACGUCCAUGUCCGCCUCCAGAACCUCAAUCUUGUCCUUGUAUUGCCCGGGCCUGAUCGAAAUCACCCUCCGCCUGGUCGCAUUCGCCGCACUUCCAUCGCCCUCCGGCCAGUGCCGGAGCCUAAGCCACUCAGAUGAUUCUCUCUCUCAGAUAUGCUCUCCGUUAGAUCUGGUGGCAGCUAGCUAA